Messenger RNA from Prionailurus viverrinus (fishing cat), 2093 nucleotides. It is a transcript of the gene SYTL3, whose product is annotated as synaptotagmin like 3. Gene Ontology annotation, molecular function: neurexin family protein binding; small GTPase binding. Bases 23 to 1873 code for a protein of 616 amino acids. The record is from RefSeq and is a predicted model, not a curated record. Gene Ontology annotation, biological process: exocytosis; intracellular protein transport. Lineage: Eukaryota; Metazoa; Chordata; Mammalia; Carnivora; Felidae. The transcript is spliced from 15 exons. Gene Ontology annotation, cellular component: exocytic vesicle; plasma membrane.
CAACACGCGCACGAGAGACGGAAUGGCCGGGGAAGUCAGUCUGAAUUCCCUCCAGGAACUGGAACGCGAGGUCAUCCUCCAGGUCCUGUACCGAGACCAGGCGGUUCAAAACACCGAGGAGGAGAGGAUCCGGAAACUGAAGACGCACCUGCAGCAUCUCAGGUGGAAAGGAGCAAGGAGCGUGAGCCCAGAAUACAAAGAGAAGUCCUGCGCACGCUGCCAGUGCCAGCUCGGGCUUCUGCUGAACCGGGGGGCCGUGUGCAAGGGCUGCAGCCACCGCGUGUGCUCCGAGUGCCGAGUCUUCCUGCGGAGGACCCGCGCCUGGAAGUGCACCGUGUGCUUUGAGGACAGAAAUGUGAAAAUAAAAACUGGAGAAUGGUUCUUUGAGGAACGAGCCAAGAAAUUUCCAACUGAAGGCAAACACGACAGAGCUGGAGCAAAGCUCUUGCAAUCUUAUCAGGAACUGAGCAACAUUUCUGUGGUUCCUCCUACCCCACCUCCUCUGAGUGAAAGCCAGUGCACCAGCAGCUCCCACAGGUUACAGGAACUUGGUCAGUUUAAAGGAUUUAAUAAGUCCAUGGAAAAUUUGUUUCUGUCUGUUACCACCCACAUGAAAAAGCUUUCCAAGUCCCAGAAUGACAUGACCUCUGACAAGCAACUGCUAGCCACGGGUCCCAGGCAGUGUGCUAGCCGGACGGAGAGGAGGAGCCAGUCUGACACUGCCAUCAACGUCACCGCCAGGAAGCCAAGCACACCAGAUAUUCUGAAACCUCUCAACCAAGAGAGUCCCAAACACCUUACUAACCCUGUUUCGAAGCAAGAGGACGUCUCAUCCAGGCCAACGCCCAGCACUUUGUUCUCAGGAGGCUUGAGACACGCAAGUCUACUUAGCAUUAACAGCACUUGUACAGAGAUGGGAAAUUUUGACAAUGCUAAUGUCACUGGAGAAAUAGAGUUUGCCAUUCGUUAUUGCUUCAAAACCUGCUCUUUAGAAAUAUGCAUCAAGGCCUGUAAGAAUCUUGCCUAUGGAGAGGAAAAGAAGAAAAAGUGCAAUCCGUACGUGAAGACCUACCUGCUGCCUGACAGAUCCUCCCAGGGAAAACGCAAGACUGGAGUCCAAAGGAACACCGUGGACCCAACCUUCCAAGAGACCUUGAAGUACCAGGUGGAGCCCGCCCAGCUGGUGACCCGGCGGCUGCAGGUCUCCGUGUGGCACCUGGGCACGCUCACCCGGAGGGUGUUUCUUGGAGAGGUGACCAUUCCUCUGGCCACAUGGGACUUUGAAGACAGCUCGACACAGUGUUUCUGCUGGUAUCCGCUGAGGGCCAAGGCAGAGAAACAUGAAGACAGCAUUCUUCCAAAUAAUGGAGAACUUGCAGUCCGGGCCAAACUGGUCUUCCCUGCAGGGCCCAGAAAGCUCAAAGAGGCCCAAGAAGGGACGGGAGAUGGGCCAUCCCCUAAUGGUCAGCUUUGUCUGGUCGUGCUGGGAGCCAAGAAUUUACCUGUGCGGUCAGAUGGUACCCUAAACUCCUUUGUUAAGGGCUGCCUGACUCUGCCAGACCAACACAAGCUGAAGCUCAAGUCCCCAGUCGUCAAGAAGCAAGCUUGCCCCCAGUGGAAGCACUCCUUCACGUUCAGUGGCGUAAGCCCUUCUCAGCUGAGGCAGUCCAGCCUGGAGUUAACCGUCUGGGACCAGGCCAUCUUUGGUGUGAACGACCGCUUGCUGGGGGCAGCCAGGCUUGGUUCCAGUAAGUCCGUCCGAGAGGAAGACGCAGCUGGCGGUGUGGACUCAUGCUCUCAGUCAGAGCUUCAAUGGCAGAAAGUCCUUUCCAGCCCCAAUCUGUGGACAGACCUGACACUCACUCUUCACUGAAGCCAAGGUUCCAGUCCGCAGUGGGAGUCUCGAGUGCCGCAUGCCAGAAGGUGGCUGGACGCGUGGGUGUGGACACUCGCCGGCUGCAGCUGUAGCGAGAACAUUCCUCCACACCCCCACGUGUAUUUAUGUUCAACGGCUGAUGGUAUAAACAUGAGUCUCAGGUUGGUUUUGUGCUGAGGUGUGGAAAUGGUCCGAUUUCAAUAAAUGGUCAACACUC